GAGAAGGAGACUAGGAGGCAAGCAAUACAGUUCUGAACUGCUGGAUAUAUUAGGUGUCAGUCAAGGAGAGAGUGUUCCUAUACAGUUGAUUGGAAAUAGUGUAAAAGAAAGUUGUUUUUUAAAGUUGUUGAUUUAGGCAGAGCUUAUAAAACUGACACAGCAACGAAACAGAGGACUAGGCACCCGGCCAAGUCAAAGUGACACAAAGACUGACACAGGGAAAGAGCACAGACAUCGCUGCACUGAUAGAAUAGCUGUUCCUCUCUAAGAUGGAAUUACCUUCAUUUGUGGAACAGAAAGAUGGUUUAAAUUUGCCAUUCCGUAUUGCUGACAUCAUUGCUAAGAAGCGUGACGGCUUACCCCUUUCAGCAGAGGAGAUUAGACACGUGGUGCAGGCAGCUACAAGAGGCCAUGCUCAGGACAGCCAACUGGGUGCCCUUCUCAUGGCAGUCCGACUCUGUGGAAUGGACCCACAGGAGACCCUAGCUCUAACCAAGGAGUUUGUUGCCUCUGGGUGUGUAUUACAGUGGCCAACGGAAUGGAAUGGAGUUUUGGUGGACAAGCACUCCACAGGAGGUGUGGGGGACAAAGUCAGCUUGCCUCUGGCACCAGCACUUGCAGCUUGUGGCUGCAAGGUUCCUAUGAUCAGUGGGAGAGGACUGGGACAUACUGGUGGAACUUUAGAUAAGUUGGAGUCUAUUCCUGGGUUCAGCCCUCAGCAGAGUCCUGCACAGAUGUUAGAGAUCCUGCGUUCAGUCGGAUGCUGCAUUGUUGGACAGUCUAAAGAUCUGGUGCCUGCUGAUAAGAUUUUCUAUGAGAUGCGGGAUGUGACAGCAACAGUGGACAGUCUGCCACUGAUUACAGCUUCUGUUAUCAGCAAGAAGGUUGCUGAGAAUAUUUCAGCCCUUAUCCUGGAUGUGAAGUUUGGUGAAGCAGCUCAGAGUCCAACCCUGGAGGAAGCAAGGAUUUUGGCAAAGAGCCUUGUCAAUGCUGGAGUCUCUCUUGGCAUACCAACAUCUGCCCUAGUUUCUAACAUGGAUAGUCCAAUUGGCCGUUGCGUGGGAAAUACCCUGGAGGUGAAAGAGGCACUAGAGUGCAUGGAGGGUGCUGGUCCUGGUGACCUUCGAGAACUGGUGAUACAUACAGGUGGCCAUCUCCUCUGGCUGUGUGGUCAGGCUUCUUCAGAGAGCCAUGGUUCAGAGAAAAUUGCCAAAGCUUUGGAUGAUGGCUCAGCUUUGCAGUGUUUCCGUGAAAUGCUGGAAGUGCAAGGAGUACCUUCAGAUAUAGCGAGGACGCUUAGCUCUACUAGUAAACUUCGCCAAGCAUCCCAUCAAGAGCUGCUUAGGGUAAAAAAAUCAGGAACAGUAAAGCUGAUCCGAGCCAAACCUAUUGCAGAAAUACUGAAUGCACUGGGAGCUGGUCGAAGCAAAGCAAAUGAUCCAAUAAACCACAGUGUUGGGGCAGAGCUCCUGGUGAGCCUGGGUCAGCACGUAGAGGAAGGCGACCCUUGGAUUAGAAUUCACUAUGAGAACCCUCAACUUCAAGAUGAACAGAGGGAAUAUCUUCAAGAAGCAAUUUGCAUUGCAGAGCUGCCUUGUUUCAUUCCUCUGCCUCUCAUCAGGGAAAUUAUUCCAUCCCAAUGCAAUAAAGAAGAUGUGCCUGCUAUGCGAAGAGAAGGGGAGAUCAACUAAAAGAGGCAAUGCUCAAAGAACCCUCAUGGCCAUAUCAGUGCUGUUCUGAGAGCUGUGAACAGAGUUUAACACAGACCUUUCAAUGUAAUAUUUGGAGCCCAGAACACAGGGGGACAUGGUUAAUUGCACUACAGUAUGUCACAAGGUGCAGACACAAGAAUGUAAUUAGGCUUUCAUUGGAGUGUCAGCUCCUGGCAAUUCAGAAAGACAGGACUACUUUCUUGCAAAACUAAACUUCGGAAGAGAUGUCUAGCCUGCAGCCCCUCAGCAAUACAUAGCUAGCUCACCAAUAGCCUUCUGUGAAUUCUGGUUCAGUAGAUGGAACUACAACUUAAAGGGUUUGUUCACCUUCCAGCACUUUUUUUCAGUUCAUUUCAGUUCAUUUGGUUUCAGAUAGUU
Xenopus laevis (African clawed frog) is the source of this 2090-nucleotide messenger RNA. It is a transcript of the gene tymp.L, whose product is annotated as thymidine phosphorylase L homeolog. The record is from RefSeq and is a predicted model, not a curated record. Bases 270 to 1691 code for a protein of 473 amino acids. NCBI's taxonomy places the organism in Eukaryota, Metazoa, Chordata, Amphibia, Anura, Pipidae. The transcript is spliced from 11 exons.